Molecule: messenger RNA, 1745 nt
Organism: Phoenix dactylifera (date palm)
Lineage: Eukaryota; Viridiplantae; Streptophyta; Magnoliopsida; Arecales; Arecaceae
Product: lactate/malate dehydrogenase family protein
Biological process (GO): malate metabolic process
Molecular function (GO): L-malate dehydrogenase (NADP+) activity
Source: RefSeq, a predicted model, not a curated record
AUUCCCCUCCGUCCCUCCCUCAUCUCUCUUCUAAGUUCUCACCUUUUACCUCACUUGUUCCUCCACUCCUCCUCUCCGACGCUUCCAUGGCCUUAGCCGAUAUUUCUCCUUUCCAUACGAGAGCCCAAACCCUCCCGUCCAACCUUGCUUCCAAGUUCGCAAACCCUCUUCACGCUUACAAGAAUUGCCGGUGCUCUGUUUUGCCUCCACCUCGCCGGCCGCUGGGAAUCCUCUGCUCCGUAGCACCAAACCAAGUCCAGGCUCCGGUCGUCCCCGCCGCCCCGGCUGGCGCUGAGAACAAGAGAGAAUGCUUCGGUGUGUUCUGUACUACAUAUGACCUCAAGAAGGAUGAGAAGACAAAGUCGUGGAAAAGUUUAAUUAAUAUUGCAGUUUCAGGUGCAGCUGGGAUGAUAUCUAACCAUCUACUUUUCAAGCUUGCAUCUGGUGAAGUUUUUGGGCCGGAUCAACCUAUUACUCUGAAAUUGUUGGGAUCUGAAAGAUCAUUUCAAGCUCUUGAAGGAGUGGCCAUGGAGUUGGAGGACUCUCUGUAUCCUCUGUUGAGGGAGGUAAGCAUAGGCAUAGAUCCUUACAAGGUGUUUCAAGAUGCAGAAUGGGCACUCCUGAUUGGGGCAAAGCCCCGUGGUCCUGGAAUGGAACGGGCUGGAUUACUAGAUAUUAAUGGGCAAAUUUUUGCAGAACAGGGAAAAGCACUCAAUGCAGUAGCAUCCCGCAAUGUCAAAGUGAUGGUCGUUGGAAAUCCAUGCAAUACAAAUGCACUUAUUUGUUUAAAGAAUGCACCAAACAUUCCUGCAAAAAAUUUCCAUGCCUUGACAAGAUUGGACGAAAAUAGAGCCAAAUGCCAGCUAGCCCUCAAAGCAGGUGUAUUUUACGAUCAAGUGUCAAACAUGACCAUAUGGGGAAACCACUCAACCACUCAGGUUCCUGAUUUUUUAAAUGCUAAAAUCAAUGGCAUUCCUGUAAAGGAAGUUAUCACCGAUACCAAGUGGUUACAGGAAGAGUUCACUGAAAGAGUUCAGAAGCGUGGAGGUGUGCUUAUCCAAAAAUGGGGAAGGUCUUCUGCUGCAUCAACUGCCGUCUCAAUUGUGGAUGCCAUGAGGUCCCUUAUCACACCCACUCCCCCAGGGGAUUGGUUCUCUUCAGGGGUUUAUACUAAUGGCAAUCCUUAUGGCAUCGUGGAGGACAUUGUAUUCAGCAUGCCGUGUAGAUCAGAGGGAAAUGGUGAUUAUGAACUAGUCAAGGAGGUAAAUUUUGAUGAUUACCUCUGGAAACGUAUAAAAAAGACUGAAGCUGAGUUGCUUGCCGAGAAAAGAUGUGUAGCCCAUCUUACUGGAGAGGGUAAUGCAUUCUGCGAUCUUCCGGAGGACACUAUGCUCCCAGGAGAGCAGUAAGAUUAGUGAGAGAUGGCAUUUAAUAAUAUGGUGAAGAAAACCAUUAGCAGGAGUACAAGGCCAUCGAAAGCUGCUUAUUGCUAUGAUUUGUGUAUGUAUAAGUGGCCAUGUGGCUUCAUUCAAAUUGCAGAUGUUGUACCACAAAAUUAAGAGUCUUCUGCUACUAUUUGCUUCCUGGGAUGCACAUGAAAGGAAAUAAGGAUGGCUGUGAUUUCCCAGAAAGAUAUUUUCUAUUAUUUAUGUAAUUUAUACAAAUGCAAUACAGCUUUUGGGAGGAAUGCUUCUCUUGUCCCUCUCAUAUUAAAAUAUAAAUUAAUAAAUGUUUGUAUUUAUCAA